Molecule: messenger RNA, 4219 nt
Organism: Daphnia pulicaria
Lineage: Eukaryota; Metazoa; Arthropoda; Branchiopoda; Diplostraca; Daphniidae
Product: metabotropic glutamate receptor 2-like
Exons: 18
Coding region: 690-3731 (1013 amino acids)
Biological process (GO): G protein-coupled glutamate receptor signaling pathway; regulation of synaptic transmission, glutamatergic
Cellular component (GO): membrane
Molecular function (GO): group II metabotropic glutamate receptor activity
Source: RefSeq, a predicted model, not a curated record
UUGCCGGAUGCUCCAUUGAGAUAUGGUGGGAAUUUGAUUGCGCCUUGUUUGUUUUUUCUUCUGUCCACGGCUGGCAGGAGAAAUCUUUUGUUUCACGCGGUAUUCCGCAUGUCGUCUCGCUCCAUUAAGCCACGCGCCAAAUUACAAUCAGUGUGCAAAAUUCCAAACCCCCCAGCUUUCGCUGAUCCAGUGAUUUCUUCUUUUGGUCUUGUUGAAUCGAAUUGCUGCGGCUAUUGAACGGGGGGUGCGAGGAAUGGAAAAGUUUCGAUGACGUGUCAACUUUUGUCGAAGUUAUUAUUUUUUCCUCGCGCUCUAUCUGCUGCCCAAUUUGAACCUUUCGUAUCGUCAUUUUGGAGUUUUUAUUGCGGAACGGCGCCUUUAUCACCUCUAUUUUCACGCCGCUGAACAGAGUCGACCGGAAUUCCCGCGUCAACAUCCGCCAUCGGUUUCAAUCUAAAUAAUUAAAAAAGAAAAGUUGACGUGCGGUUUUCUGGUGACAUUUAAAUAAAAAGAAAUAUAAAAGUGAGCCCUAUUGUAAUCAGAAACGUCUAACGGGUGAACGCAAGUGCGGUAUGCGGUUCGUGUCGUGUGCUAGCUGUGCCAAUAAUAAUAAAAAAAUAUCGACUACGUUCAAGUUACAAAAGUGAGGGGGAACACGCCAUCUGAAAAAAACUAAAAACUAAAAAAAGAUGAAAAUGUUCAAAGUUUUACGAAAAACGACACAUGUGUUUCGCGUAGUUCUUCUCCUCUGGUUGUCCAUGACGGCGGGAUCGGUCCAAGUGGUCAGCCGUCAAGACGGAGACAUCAUGCUCGGAGCUCUUUUUCCCAUUCACGCAAAAGGCUCAUCGCCAGAAGGCUGUGGAUCUCUUCAGGGCGAUGAUGGAAUCCAGCCACUAGAAGCACUUCAUUACACGUUGGAUCAAAUCAACAGGGACCCGAAUCUUCUGCCCAACAUCACUCUCGGAGUGCUGGCCUUCGAUUCCUGCGACAAUAUCGUGAAUGCGCUGGACCAGUGUCUCGAUUUCAUCAAAGGCACAGUGGAAAAGAGUUUCGUGACAAGGAUACAAGAGGAAAAGCGGAUUCAGCUGGAAGCUUGUUCGGCCGGAUCAAGUGACGAUUUGCUGGCGAAACUCACCAGUCCCCAGAAGCCCGUGGUGGGAGUUAUCGGCGACCAGAGUUCCGACAUAACCAUACAAGUGACGAGUCUGUUAAGGAUUUUCAAGAUUCCGCUCAUCAGCUAUCAAUCUACUAGUCCAACUCUGUCGGACCGGGAGCGUUUCGCCUAUUUCUUCCGCACAGUGCCGAGUGAUGUGACGCAAGCCUACGCCAUUUUGGAAAUCCUGCGGAAUUUCAAUUGGACGUUUGCGUCGCUGGUCUACGAGGACUCUGAAUACGGCGUCAAGGGUUACGAGACUUUAUUGCGACUGGCUUCGAGGUACGGCGUGUGUUUCGCGGCCCAGAUCCGCGUCGACGUCAAACAUUUCAAGACGACCGAUUACGAUCAGGUACUAGGGAAGCUGCAAUCUCAGUCGCAAUCUCGCAUCGUCGUCUUGUUCAGCGGCAAAUCUUGCGCCACCCAACUGAUGGCAGCCACAAAACGAGUUGCCACUAAACACGCUAAACCCCUCAUUUGGGUCGGAUGCGACGGAUGGUCCAGUCGGGAUGUCGUCACUGCUGGUUACGAAACGAUCGUCGAAGGCGCCAUUACUGUCCAGCCUUUGGUUCGCCAUUUGGACGGCUUUGACACCUACUUCAAAUCUCUCCGUCCGGAUACCAACAUCCGGAAUCCUUGGUUCUCCGAGUAUUGGCAAGAUUUCUUCAAAUGCCGGCUCAAGUUGGAGCAAUUACCCAGGGGCAUCAUGCCCAGUCAGUACAGUGAUCCAUGUAAGCCUGGACUUCAUAUCACCGACAAGCGUCUCACUUCGGUCAAGUUCCUGCAAUUUAUUCGUGACGCAGUCUACGCCUACGCUCACGCCCUACACAACCAGUGGCAAGUUGAAUGCGAAGGUCGUCCCGGCGUCUGCGAGAAAAUGCGAAACGCCGAAGGCAGCGUUCUCAAAUACUACCUAGAGGGCGCAAGUUUCACUGACCAAAAUAAGCGAGUUUUUAAGUUCUACCACGGCGGCGACGGUCCGCCGCGCUAUUCCGUCCUCAAUUUUCAAAAGCAUGAUGACGACAGCUACAUCUGGAAGGAGAUUGGAAUCUUUUAUCUUGGAGCAGAUGAUCUUCCCAAAUUGGAAAUCGAUCGCAAAGUGUUGCAAUAUCGCCGCUAUGAAAAAUUGUACCCCAACUCGACGUGCAAGGAGCAUUGCGAUGCCAAAAAAGGCCUCGUACCCUAUCUGCAAAGCAACAACAGCUGUUGUCCAGACUGCAAGAAAUGUGAACCAUUUGAAAUGAUUCAAGGUGGACAUUGUCAACCGUGCCCAAACGGCUUCCUGCCCAACGAGAAUCGUUCGCGCUGCGUUUCGAUCGACGAGCAGAUCAUCGACUACCGAAACCCUUGGGCAGCCGGUUCCAUGGCCUUCGCUUUAUUUGGGAUUUUGUUGACCCUGGCUGUGGCUUUCAUCUUCUGGCGCCACCGACAAACUCCCGUGAUCAAGGCUUCGGGACGGGAGCUAUCAGCCAUCCUACUGUUGGCGACACUCUGCUCGUUUGCCAUGACCUUUCUGAUCGCCUCACGUCCGACCGGUUUCAAGUGCGGGGUGACUCGAUUCUCACUCGGCCUCACGCACACUGUCGCCUUCGCAGCAAUCGCAGUCAAGACUAACAGAGUUGCUCGAAUUUUCGGAACGAAAAAGACGGGCUCAACGUCGCUGACCUGCCCCCGCGCCAAAUACAUCAGCCCGCGAUCUCAACUGGCCAUCACCGGCGCUCUGACUCUGAUCGAAGUCUUCGUUAACGCUUCCUGGCUGAUUUAUCAGUCACCCAGGACCACUCACAUCUUUCCCGAUAGAUACAAGCGAGUCCUCAUCUGCGAGGGUAUGGAUCAUUACACUUACCUCGUCGGCCUUGUCUAUCCCCUGAUUCUAAUUGGUUGCUGCACUGUCUACGCCUUCCAAACUCGCAAGUGUCCCGGCGGUUUUAAUGAGGCCCGCUAUAUCGGCUUCUCUACUUACACCACUUGCGUCUUGUGGAUGGCUUUUAUUCCGCUCUUCUUGACUGCGCCCACCACAACACUGCGAAUCGUCACGCUCGCCAUGUCCAUGUCCAUCAGCGGAAUUGUCCAGUUGGCCUGUCUCUUUGCCCCCAAAGUCUACAUUGUCCUUUGCAAACCAGAGAAGAACACUCGAACGGGAGUCAUGGCCCAGCAUCGAUCCAGCAGUUCGUAUGCGCUUGCCACUCCGCCCAGCAUCGCGCUGCAUCCGCUGCACAACAACCAGGGCAGCCAGCUGACGAUCGCAAAUGGAACCGAAGUCGGCGAGUUGUUUGCCGACGGUCAUCAUCAACAACAACAGCGGAGAAAAUCGAUUCAAGCUCAACACUUACUUGGGGCUUCGUCCGAUUGUGAGGAGAACACAAUGAGGCUGACACCUCACAACAGUGAACUGCACUUGCCCGAUGACACCGUCAGCGAGUCGAGUGUUUACACCCUGAAAAUGAAGAGACCCAGCAAAGGCACCGUUCAUUUUGACUGUGAAGACAUUGACGUAAUAGAUCAGCAGCAACAAAAGCAGCAACAACUUAAAGUCGACAACGAAUGCAACAACUUUGAUUCGAAAUCGAUAGACUGAUCACUAUCCCUGUCCACCAUCAGCCACACUGGACCAAAACAAUAUUCCAAAAAGAUGUAAGCCCCAUUUUACAUAUACUAUACUAUAAAAGGAAACAUUGACUACCUCUUCCUGAUGAACGUCAACCAAUGAUUCUCAAUCGCAAAGAAAAAAGACGUGAACUGAUACAAAUCAACGAUUCCUGAUUGCAUGAGACCCUCUUUAAAUUUGAAAUUUUCCCUUUCACACGAGUGAACUUGUUUGUCAAUAGAUGGCACAAGAUUUUGUGUGAGCUUUGUAAACGCACACACAGUUGCAACCCAAACAGAAAAAAAAAAAACGAAAUGACAUUUUUUUUUGAAAAGGAUGUUGAGAAAUGAAAAACUGCGACUGGGGGACACAUCAUGUUGUCGUUUAUCUCUGGGCCGCAUGGCCCUAAAGUCUCCCUCUUUUCAUUUUUUGUUUCUCGAGUGUGUUGUUAUGAUAAAAUAUACCGUCAGUUCGUUUCA